AUGGCACUUUUUGGAUCAAGUUCACCACAAAUUACUACCCAAAGUGAUCUCAAAACUCAAAUUCAAAAUGAUAUCACGCAAGAGUUAGCUGUUGCCAAUGCUUCCGAAUUAAUCAACAAAGUAACAGAAAACUGUUUCGAACAUUGUAUCCAAGUACCUGAAAAUAUUUUAACUCCUCAACAAGAUAAUUGUGCUAACCAAUGUUUAGCUAGAUAUAUGAAAUCAUGGAACGUUAUAUCAAAAACUUAUGUCAAUAGAAUUCAAAAUUCCAAAUAA
This is a messenger RNA of Yamadazyma jaroonii, 276 nucleotides long. Lineage: Eukaryota; Fungi; Ascomycota; Pichiomycetes; Serinales; Debaryomycetaceae. The record is from the annotation of a GenBank genome assembly.